Megalops cyprinoides (Indo-Pacific tarpon) is the source of this 4554-nucleotide messenger RNA. Its product is annotated as serine/threonine-protein kinase DCLK2-like. The transcript is spliced from 17 exons. Gene Ontology annotation, cellular component: microtubule cytoskeleton. Gene Ontology annotation, molecular function: ATP binding; protein kinase activity. Bases 764 to 3187 code for a protein of 807 amino acids. Gene Ontology annotation, biological process: intracellular signal transduction; protein phosphorylation. Lineage: Eukaryota; Metazoa; Chordata; Actinopteri; Elopiformes; Megalopidae. The record is from RefSeq and is a predicted model, not a curated record.
UUUGAAAGGGGAGGUUCGCAUUUUCUGCUGCGGACAUGCGGCUUUCAUAGAAACUCUGGAUUUGGAUAUCAGUAUACACGCCGCCUGAAUGCAGUGCUGUUCUUUCAAAUGCCAUUUUGAAAGUGAUGCUUGCUCUUUAUAGCUGAAAGUAUUAGUAUUUUAGGAGUUCGGGAGUUUUGCUGAGAGACUGCACCUACCGCAAAACAACAGCGAGCUUAGCUAUCAAUCUGGACGGCUUUCUCAAACGACCUGGGUUCAUUUUCCGAUGACUAUCAUUCUAACUUCACUGAGGAUAUUUUUUGUGGAGUGCAGUAUUGUUUUUUCUUUAUUUUGCCAUCCUCUCCGUUUAAACAGUAACAUUGCGGAGUUAAUGUUGGUUGGUUUGUGAAGAUACGGUCGGAUCCCAUAGAUAGUCACGCGUUUCACGUUUCAGUUUUUUAUCGGAGUUCUCCAGGGGUGUUGUAAUAUUAUUGUAUAUGAUUGUAUUUCAUAUCAGAGAUCAAUUGAUAUCGAUGCAGUUUGAUAUAUGCUUCGAUAUAAAGACUGAUGAAAGUAACGAUACGUUUGGUGGGCGGAAAGUCUGCGUGAACACAUCCGUCGCAGCUGUAGCUGAUCGAAUAGAUUUUGCCUAGCCUCUAUCAUCAGAGAAAGCUGCUGACAAAAGGGAUUACCCGGGAUCAUUGAGAAAAUAGUGAAGUCUGCGUCUUAUAUAUUAGCCCACGACAAACGGGUGUCUUCAUUAACAAUACCAACAACAACAACAAUGUCUGUCAAUAAGAGUAUUGAAUGGGAACAUUUUGAGGAGCGGGACAAGACCCAUCGCUCAUCUCGGGGGUCCGGUUCGGGUUCCCAGUCCGGUUCACGGGGAAACGGUCUGGUUCCCAGUCCGGCCCACAGUGCCCACUGUAGCUUCUACCGCACGCGUACGCUGCAGUCGCUCACUUCCGAGAAGAAAGCCAAAAAAGUUAGAUUCUACCGAAAUGGAGAUAAAUAUUUCAAAGGCUUGGUGUACGCGGUGUCCAGUGACCGUUUCAGGUCUCUUGAUGCUCUGCUGAUGGAACUGACCAGGUCCCUGUCGGACAAUGUGAACCUUCCACAAGGAGUCCGGAGUAUAUACACGGUGGACGGGACCAGGAAGAUCACAAGCUUGGACGAGCUUGUGGAAGGCGAGAGCUACGUGUGCGCCUCCAACGAGCCCUACCGCAAGGUGGACUACACCAAGAACGUCAACCCCAACUGGUCGGUGAACGUGAAGGCGGGCGCCUCGCGCUCUCUCUCCUCGCUCAUCCCGCUGAAGAGCGAGCUGCGCGAGAACAAGGACUUCAUCAAGCCCAAGCUGGUGACGGUCAUCCGCAGCGGCGUCAAGCCCCGCAAGGCCGUGCGCAUCCUGCUCAACAAGAAGACGGCCCACUCCUUCGAGCAGGUGCUGACCGACAUCACCGACGCCAUCAAGCUGGACUCCGGGGUGGUCAAGCGGCUCUACACGCUGGACGGCAAACAGGUCACCUGUCUGCAGGACUUCUUCGGCGAGGAUGACGUGUUCAUUGCCUGCGGGCCGGAGAAGUACCGCUAUGCCCAGGAUGACUUUGUGUUGGAUCACAGCGGUAAGGUCUCCGCUGCCUUCGUGGAUGAGUGUCGGGUCCUGAAGUCCUCGUACGUGCGCUCUUCCCCCCCGGUACGGCCUUCGGGAUCCAAGAGUCCGGGACUAACAAGGCGCUGCAAGUCCCCGGGCACAGUAAGAAGAGCUGGACAGUAUUCUGCUAGUCACUCUCCAGUCAAAUCUCCAGUCAAUGGGACCCCUGGGAGCCAGAUAUCCACACCCAGGUCCACAAAAUCCUCCAGCUCCUCCCCCACCAGCCCCCGUAGCAUGCGCUGUUUCAAGCCCCAGUUCUCUGCCGCGCGAGGAGAUGGCCCCGACGACCGGUUGCUUCCUCUCCAAAGCUCCGCCCAUCACGGGUCCGCCUCCAACGUAAACGGAGCUGCCGACCAGGCCAACAGCCUGAGCCCUGAAGCAGUUAAUGGGAACAGGCGCCUGUCAGCCUCAGUGAUCAUGGAGAAGUACAAGGUUGGCAAAGUCAUUGGUGAUGGGAACUUUGCUGUUGUGAAGGAAUGUGUGGAACGGUCUACAGGGAAGGAAUUUGCUUUGAAGAUCAUUGACAAAGCCAAGUGUAGUGGGAAAGAGCACCUGAUCGAGAACGAGGUGGCCGUUCUGCGCAGGGUCAAGCACCCAAACAUCAUCAUGCUGAUCGAAGAGGUAGACACGCCCACUGAGCUCUACUUGGUCAUGGAACUGGUCAAGGGCGGGGACCUGUUUGAUGCUAUCACCUCCUCCACCAAGUACACGGAGCGAGACGCCAGCGCUAUGGUGUUCAACCUGGCCGGCGCCCUCAAGUACCUGCACAGCAUGAACAUCGUACACCGUGACAUCAAACCCGAAAACCUGCUGGUGUGCGAGUACCCGGACGGGACCAAGUCCCUGAAGCUGGGGGACUUUGGGCUGGCCACCGUGGUGGAGGGGCCGUUGCACACGGUGUGUGGGACCCCCACCUACGUCGCCCCGGAGAUCAUCGCCGAAUCGGGCUACGGGCUGAAGGUGGACAUCUGGGCAGCUGGGGUCAUCACCUACAUUCUGCUGUGUGGGUUCCCCCCUUUCCGCAGUGAGAAUAACCUUCAGGAGGACCUGUUUGACCAGAUCCUGGUGGGACGGCUGGAGUUCCCCUCUCCAUACUGGGACAACAUCACUGACUCUGCCAAAGAGCUGAUUGGCCAGAUGCUUCAGGUGAAUGUGGAAGCCCGCUAUACCGCUGAGGAGGUCCUGUGUCACCCCUGGGUCACAGAUGAUGCUGCGAUGGAGAAUAACAUGAAGGUGGAGGUGACAGGUAAACUAAGGAAGCACUUUAACGCAGCGCCAAAGCAGAAUAACACAGCUGCUGGAGUGUCCGUUAUCAUGAACACGGCUCUCGAUAAGGAGAGCUUCCAGCUACGCAAGCGCUGCCAGGAGACCAACGCGGUUCAAUCUGGGAAGAAAGCCCCGCCCGCCCAGUCCGAGGACUCCGCCCCUUCCGAGCCAGCCGCGGCGACCGCCCCCGCACUCAACCCCAACUCGCCCCAGCCGCCAUCUCCAUCACCCCCUCCUCCGCCCGCCCAGGCGAGCGCGGAGCACGAGGUGGAGGCAGGAGAGCUUUGAGACCGGGAGCCCCGCCCCUGACCACGCCCACCAUGUCCUGCUCGACUCCGCCCUGCCCCGCCCUCUCCUCCUGGUCUGUUCCUCGCAUGUAGGGGCUACGCGUUCCAGCGAAUCUGCUACUGCUGACCAGCUCCACAGCCGUGCGCUCCUAGAUGUCUCUUCAUUUCCUUUGCUGUACGAAGGAGGCUGAAGUAUUGUAUAUAUGUGUAUAUUUACAUGGUUUCUGAAAGAAGACAAAAUGAUCAGUAUGAUUUCAGACAGGUUCUUAAAACUAUUUCUGAUGUUUUUUUUCUAUUUAUUCUUUUUGGGAAGUUGUGGUCGGUUGCUUGGUACACACACGUGUUGAUCAUGACUAAAUGUACAUUGCCCUAUUUCCUGCUGGGUCUCAGAUACUGUAGAUGUGCAUAAUUUAGAACCAGAGGAUUUGCCCUGAAACUUGAAAAAUGGGAUAGUUUUGAUAGUUAACGAAGUGACCGUGCCCUUUUAGUUAUAACCGCUUUACACCAAAAGAGAAAUGUGAUUUGCCUUCUGUGAAUCUGAGGAGAUGAAUGUGGCCGGGUCUGAGGGGAGAGCUCCGGCAGACUCGCAGUGAAAAGCAUUAGCACCGUCUGCUUCUGCACCCCCAGAAAGGGUGGCUUUUAUUUAAACCAGUGUAGCCUGAGGAACUUGCUGAAAUCGGGACUUGCGUCAUAACUAAUUUAUUUGUACAGACUAAAUAAAAUGUGAAGAUAGUUUUUUUUUUUUUUUUUUGUUUCACUGCUUUAUGGUAGGGUUUAUCUACUGUAGGUAGGGUUUUGUGCUGUGUAACUGUUAAAGGGGCUUGAACACACACCCUGCUGGUAGGCUACGGCACCUCUAACCCACUCGCUUUGUUUAUGUAGACAAGCACUGUACGUGCUGGUCUGACUCGACUUCCACGGCACUCUUUCAGUGCAGUCUUCACCCUGGUGGUCCAAGUCAAGAGAACAAGUGGACAAACACAUGCAAGCAAUAGGUUAUUUUUGGGAGCAACCAGGCAGCCCUCGAAGCUGAGGUGUCCCUCGCCCAGAGUGAGAGCAGCCCCUGCAAGGUAAUGACAGUACCUUCUUUGUACCACUAGAUGGCAGAAAGACACUCAGAAGGGGCUCCACCCAAGUGGGCGGAGCCUCUUGAGAGUGCCUGGUCUGUUCUUGUGUGGGGGGAAAUGAAAUGAUGCAUUUGUGCAGUCAUUUAGCUUUCAUUUUGACAGUAUACUGUAUGCUUAGGGGAGGACACCUGCUAUAUCUCCCGAUGGUUUUAAUGUAAUGCUCUAUUUUGUAUUAGAAAUAAAUUAGAACUAAAAUAAGAUGCAAUAAAAUUCUGCACCCGACUGCAUUUCUUGUCUGUGA